AGCCGGCGCGGGCGGGUGAGGGGGGCCGCGGGACGUCAGGGCCUCACAGGCCCUGGAGCCAGGAACUUCCCCGGGCUGAGUCACCUCGUUUGGGGCGCCAUUCCAAGGCAGCCAGACAGAGCCUCCUUGGCCGACAGCCCUUCCCGGGCUCCCCCCACCCCCCCGUUGGUGCAGGGGCGCCGUCCGGUGCUGGAUGGCCUGUCCCGAGGUCACCGCUUCUGAGGGCUGGCCGGGGCCCGCCUGUCCUGUGGGGCGCUGCGAUGCGGCCAGGAGCCAGGAGAGCGCCCCUCCUCCCCCGCCAUGAGCCUGGACGUGCACUGCGAGCAGCUGAGCGCCACGCGCUGGGCCGAGCUGCUCCCACAGAUCCGGCUGCACCCCGUGGUCAGGCUGGAGGACUGCGGCCUCACGGAGGCCCAGUGCCAGGACCUCAGCUCUGCCCUCCAGGCCAACCCCUCCCUGACCGAGCUCAGCCUGCGCGACAAUGAGCUGGGGGACGCCGGCCUGCGCCUGGUGCUGCCGGCUCUGCAGAGGCCCACCUGCGGGGUCCAGAAGCUCAGGGCAGCCUGGCGCUGGCUGGGUCGCCGGCCCACGCAGCGCGAGGCCCCACGAGAGCGGGGCCCACAGGGUGCCCCCUGCCGACCUGCCGUGGCUGCGGGCUGUGGCCCGCGGCAGCCUCUGCUCCGGCCCCCCUGGCCCUCGGCGGCCCCGUCCUGGCGGCUCAGCCCUGCACCGCGCCGUGGCCUGAGCCGUGGCCGGCGGGAGGCGGUGCUGGCUCUGAGCUCGGCCCACGGGACCUCAGGUGAGACUGUUAAGGGCGCCCCAGAGUGA
Condylura cristata (star-nosed mole) is the source of this 828-nucleotide messenger RNA. RefSeq names its product ribonuclease/angiogenin inhibitor 1 (gene RNH1). NCBI's taxonomy places the organism in Eukaryota, Metazoa, Chordata, Mammalia, Eulipotyphla, Talpidae. The record is from RefSeq and is a predicted model, not a curated record. The transcript is spliced from 4 exons. Bases 301 to 828 code for a protein of 175 amino acids. Gene Ontology annotation, cellular component: cytoplasm.